Molecule: messenger RNA, 2718 nt
Organism: Chlorella variabilis
Lineage: Eukaryota; Viridiplantae; Chlorophyta; Trebouxiophyceae; Chlorellales; Chlorellaceae
Exons: 7
Coding region: 1-2718 (905 amino acids)
Cellular component (GO): nucleus; cytoplasm
Molecular function (GO): RNA polymerase II CTD heptapeptide repeat phosphatase activity; RNA polymerase core enzyme binding
Source: RefSeq, a predicted model, not a curated record
AUGCCACCCGCGGCGGCAGAGCACCCGGAGACCAUGCAGGGCAGCCAAGCGGCCACAGGAGGAGCAGGGAAGGGAGCAGCAGGCAGCCUACCCGUCAGGGAUGGCGCGCAGCAGCGCCGACGGCGGGCGCCAGCUGCCACGCUGCCCGAGUUGCGCUCCCGCGCCGCCUUCCGUGCGUGCGACAGGCUGAUGGAGCAGGGAGCUGGCAGCGAGGCACAGCUGUGGACAGUGGCGCGUGUGAUGUGCGGCGAAGAGUAUGAGCAGGCAAGGGGGAGAUUCCUGGCAGCCGAGGAGCGUGCGAUAGCGGGCAAGUGCGGCAACCCGUUGUGCUCGCGCCCGCCGCGCGGGCAGCAGGACGGCGGCAGCGGCCGCCACCGCAGCAGCACCUCGCAGGCGGUGCUUGGCCAGGACAGCGCCGACGACAUGCCGCUGUACUGCGGCGCUGACUGCGAGGCAGCUGUCAGGCGCUUUGCGGCGCGGCUGGGCAGCGGCGCCUUGGCGCUGGAGCGAUUCACCGCAAUGUACCAGCUGGUACGGCAGGGCCAGCAGCAGCGGCAGCAGGAGCAGCAGGCAGCGGCUGCGGCCCUGCCAGAUGCCCAGGCUGCACCUUCGCCGCCGGCAGCAGAGACGACAGCAGCAGCAGCAGCAGAGGCAGCUCCAGGCGCCAGCGCCGGCGGCCUCGGCAGCAUCUGGGGCAGCGCCGAUCUGGUGCCGCGGCUAGAGGUGGAGCAGGUGCACAAGGUGAAGCACAUCGGGAGCAGCGCAGGCCAGUUUGGCGACUUCAGCCGCAAGCCCAAGCCACGCGCCACGGCCGCCGACGGCGUUGCGCCGCCCCCAAAGCCAAAGGGCGUGCUGAAGAAGCAGUCGCAGUUUGCUGCAGGCACCGCCAAGGUUCCCAUCAUGCUGGCAGAGGUCAAGGAGCGGGAACCCAGCAUUGUGGCUGCAGAGACUGCCCGCGGCCUUCAGCCCGGCCGCGGCGGCAGCAGCAAGGCUGCAGCGGCAGUGGAGGGCUAUGUGCCGCGUGCUGGCAGCACGCCUCGGCAGCGGCAGCGGCGGGUGCGCUUCACUGAUGACACUGAAGCGAGCGAGGCGGCAGCAAAGGGGGAGCGGAAGGAGAAUGCAAAGGAGGGCGGGCGGCAGACCGCAGCAGCAGGUGGCGCGGGCAGCCCGGCGAAUGCAACGGCGGCAGACAGCGCUUCCGCGAACGGCGGCAGCGGCAGCGGCAGCAACGCUGGUUGCAGCGACGCCGACAGCGCCUCGCAGCCCCCAGCUGCCGCGGCAGGAGGCGCGAGCAGCAGCGCAGCAGGCUCGGCGGCGUUGCCUGCGAGCGGCGGCUCCAGCCCCGGUCCUCAAACCCAAGCAUCCCCUGGCAGCGUGCUUGUGUUUGAGGUUGAGCAAAAUGCCAAAAGCACUCUGGGACAAGGCAGCAAGGGCCUGGCGGCCCAGUUUGGGCGCCUAUACGUGGCUGAUGCGGCACAGCUGCCCGCCGCGGUGGCCCCACCCCAGCCCCAGCCUCGUGCUGCUGCCGCUGCAGCUGGCCCCUCGCCGCCCCGCCCGCUGCCCAAUCACAACACCUCCAGUACCAGCAUUGACAUCCAGCAGCGCGGUUUGGGCAACAGCAGCGGCGGCGCCAGCGCUGCGGUGCCGCGUGAGUGGCGUGAGGUGCCCCAGUUCUAUGCGCACAGCCCUGUGGGCAGCAGCAGCAGCCUGGCAGGCUCGUUUGCCAGCCCAGGCAGCAGCAGCGGCAACCUGGCUGCCAUGGCCGCAGCCAGCCCGCCCCAGGCGCAUAUGCCACGCCGGCGGCUCUCCAGCCCUCCGCCAGGCCUCCCGCGUGCCCCCAGCAGCCGGCUGAGCAGCCAGCCAGCCCAGCAGCAGCAGCAGCCACCGUCCACGCCGGACAGGGACCAGCCUCGAGGGCGGGAAGCCUCGCUCGAUGGCAGCAGCAGUUUGCAAGCAGGGCAGGCACCAGAGCAGGAGCAGGCAGCGCCCACCGCCCAGCAGGCCGGGCUGACCAAGCGUCAGGCGGAGCAGCUGCAGCACGCCUUCCCGCAGUUGUCGGCGGCGCUGCCCCCCGAGCUCCAGGCUGCUCUGGCAUCAGACUCGGAGACUGACAGCGAGGCGGCCGACUCAGAGGGGUGGAUGGAAAGCGAAGAGGAGGCUGGCGCAAGGUGGGGCUGCGGCGCGGCGCUGGCGCUGGGAUGGGUGCUGUGUUCGAGUGAUGAGGCAGAGUCGCCAGGCGCUCGCUCGGGCUUCCGCCUGCAGCUCUCCUUCUUUGGCACCUUCUUCACGCACCUAGAGGCCUGGGUCACGUCUAGCACAGCGGAGCUUCUGGCCUCGGGCCCCGACGCCGAGCUCGCCCUGCCGCCGCCCACCUCGCCAGAGGUGCUGGCUGCGCUGAGCCGCUGCCUGUCGGCGGCGCUGCCGCCCGUGUGUGCGGGGCUGCAGGCCGCCGCAGCUCGCGGCCAGGUGGAGCGGAGCCUGGAUGAGCUGCUGCGCACGCUGCGCCUGGUGGGCCCGCUGCCGGCCUUCAAGGCGAGCCAGUGGCAGGUGGUGGCGGUGCUGUUCCUCAAGGCGCUGUCCCUGGAGCGCUGCCCAGCGCUGCGCGAGGCGUUUGAGACGCGGGACGGCAUCACCCGCCUCAACCGCCUGCUGGCCAGCCUCAGCUUCACCAGCGAGGAGUUCUACGCCAUCCUGGAGCUGCUGUGCCCUGUGGAGUGA